AUGCCUUCUCCGUUCUCCUCGACCUUUGCCUCUGCUGCUGCAAGCACAAAUGGAGAUGGUGUGGGAAACAGGAGGGAAAAUGCCACAAACGAAUGGUCGAGAAACCGCGUCAAUGGUGCCACGCAAACCUUCCGCAGACCCUCCCUAGCCACAACACCUUCCCAGUCACAUAUGCAGCAACGCGAAAGCGCAAACAAUGAUGGCGUGUACAUCCCGCCACAUCUGAAUGUGAAUAGCACGUCGCGGCAUGCCCCUUCGAAUGACACUCGCUACGCAAAGGAUCAGAUGCUAGGUAUCUACCAGGCCCUCAGAGAGUCCUCCGCAAUUGACCGGAACCUGGAACAAAUAUUUCUGGGUGGCUGGGAUCCUCUGGAGAACAAGAACGGUGCGGCGAUUCCGGGCGGAAAGGACCAAGUUCUAGGCCCGGAAGUCUGUUGGAAUUACAAUUCGCGCUCAGAACCCCUCGGCUUGAUGGAGAUGACUGAAGAGGAGAAGCAGCUUUUCACGACCUCAGUGAACUCACCGAUAAAGCUGCAACAGAACAGCACGAAAGAUGGUUCGGGACCAGGUGUUAUAGGACGCAAGGCCUCGUUGUCAAGCUACACCAAUACUCCUGGCAGCUCCAGACCGGGAACACGUCGUCGGGACACAAGUGACUCAUUCAUGGGCAAUGGUCCAAUGUCCCCGGCUGAGAACAAAAGCUUCCAGAGAGGCGAGUCAAAUACCGCAACACCUCCACCCGCACUGCUACGUCGACGGACGGACUACAAGGAGGAAGAGAGUACUCCUGCAAAGGAAGAGCUUCAGACCGAUGAGAACGCCGGCGACGCCCAGGCUUCAUUCCCCGGCUUACGACGAGCCGGCACUGGGCCACUUAGUGCUGGCAUCAAUCCUCCCUCGGCGUCACCUUGGUCUGCCGGAACUCAAGGAUCUGCUUUUGGGUCCAUGGGCAACUUUGGGAGUUUCGCCGUCGGCUCCAGCACUGCGCCCGCCGAAUCCAGCGAAAAGAGACCCGGCUUUGGUAGUGCUCGGGGGGCCAGCCGCUUCAAGGAUUUGUUGUCCAAAACAAGCUCGGAGGAUAUAUCACAAAGCAUCAGAGACAAAAGCUCUUUCGGUGCCCUGGAGAAACUGCCUGAAGAGGACGCCGAUGCCGCUCAUUCAAGGUUCCGGGACGAGCUGAAGACACGCCCUGGUCGUAGUGAGACCAAUCCAUACGAUGAUCCACCUGUUCAGACUGGAAGUGCGGCGCUGGGCGGUCCUCAGGACAAUAUUCUCCCCGGUGCGGGUAUCGAACAGAUGGGAAUGUCAGCUUUUGGCCCUUCAUCGAAUAUUGGAGCACGUGAUUUCGCACACGACGAGUCAUAUCAACACACGCCGCACGGCAAGUUCAACCUCCACGAUCCCAUGAGCCCAACAAACACAAAUCCAUAUCAGAGCCCUCAAGGUCGCCUGGAGGAGGAUGAACAUGACGGCAAUGAUACUACUUCUCAGGCUUCGGGACUUCCUCCGUUCGGCGCAAGUAGACGAAAUAUGCUGCCUACUACUGACGAACGGGGACAUCCGGGAGCUAAUAUGCGCAGCGCAAGUGGCUUCGGCGGUCUAUCCGGCUUCGGAGGCCUCGCAGGUGGUCCGUCCUGGUCUUCAGCAGGCCUUGGUGCUGGCAAACCGGCUAUGGAUCGUGGCAUGGGGUCUGCCUUUGGCGAUCCCAUUUUCAGCCCCUUGGGUGAUCUUCAAUCUCCAGGCGGUGGCUUAGGAGGCGGCUUUUUUGGCUCUGGCUUUGGCAGUGCCGGCCGCGCAAGUCGCUUAGGUGCGAUGUUCCCCCCAGCCAUGCAAGAGCAAAUGCGAGGUGAUAGUCGAAAUGAGAUGCAGCCUGGCACGUUCGAGUCGCGUCCCGACAGCGCACAACAGCAGUCUAUGCGCGAUGCUUUUGAUAACACCGGCCGCCGCUCCGACGGAUUCGGUCGCGGAUCCAGUCUCUUCGAGGAAUCUCCAUCUAUGAGAAGUGUCGAGGAGGCUAGCCUCCCAGCUGGGGCCUUUCCUCCUGGGACUUCAGGCGCUCCAAUUUCGUCGCUAGCCACUCCGCAGGCGGCUGGACAGAGAGCAAGUGGUGAUUACCAAGCCGGCCACGGGCUCAGCCAGUCCAGCGGCAGUAACUCUUCCAAUCAGUUACCGGCUGCUCAACAACGACAGAUGGUAAUGCCGGAUCGUAUGCGCUGGAUCUAUCGUGACCCUCAAGGCAACACCCAGGGCCCCUUCUCGGGUCUUGAGAUGCACGAUUGGUUCAAGGCAGGGUUUUUUACUGCGGAAUUGCAAGUCAAGAAGCUGGAAGACACCGACUAUGAGCCUCUCGCCCAGCUCGUCCGACGCAUUGGCAACUCUCGAGAACCAUUCCUCGUGCCCCAGAUCGGCGUACCUCACGGCCCACCUUCAACAGGCCAAGGUAAUCACUGGGCCAACCCCUCCAUCGGGGGCCCUGGUGGCUCUGUUCAGCCGCCAUUUGCGAGCAGCUUUCCAAGCUUUGGGACGACGUUGACGGCUGAACAGCAGAACGCGCUGGAAAGACGGAAACAAGAAGAACAAUAUCUCAUGGCAAGACAGAAGGAACACCUCGCUCAGCAGCAAAUGGCAAUGAAACAUAUCCAGAUUCAGAAUGGGAUGCAACCUUUACACCACCAUUCCAGUGCCCACUCUCUACAAAGCCAGCCUAGCUUUGGAAGUAUGACUUCUCCAUCAGGCUUCCAACAACCCAUACAACCACCUCAAAUGGGCGGUAUGCCUUUUGGGCAACAAGGUGCACCUAGCAAUGCCGGCCAAGGCGUUGGUCGCGACGAAGACAUCAACAACAUGAUGGAUCGUAUGAGCUUCAGUCAGAGAACGGGCCAACCCUUCACCAACGCGCCUCUCGGGGCCCCUGCCGAAGGUCCUUCUCCUCAGCAAGUCAACUCAAUGCUUCAAGAUAGAGCUCGCCUCCAACAGCAGCAGCAACAGCAGGGAUCGGAUAUGCGAACACAUCAGGAUGCUUUUUUAGGACCUCAGGGCCGCAACGACCGACUGGAAGAGUUCCGCGAACUGCGUGGGCAGGCGGAAAUCCCAACUGGUCGUCUCGGCCCUGAGGAACCACGACCUCAACCUAUUGGCGCGCAACGCCAGAUGGAAGAGCAGAUGCAACACCGAGCUCCAGGGCCAAUUGGACACCCAGCGCCUCCAGCGAGGUCUGAGCAUGAGCCCCUCUCUUUGGCUCAGCAAGUCCAGAUUGCCGCGGCUAGUCAACUGGCAGCUGCAGAGGAGAGUGCCCGGACGAAGAGAGAUGCUCCCAUCGAACCGCCACCCGUGUCUAUCUCGCCCUUGCCAGCCCCCGCGGCUCAGCGCAACCGACAACAUGUUGCUGAUGCACUAGCAGCGGAAUCGCGUUCGGCCAGCCAAACUCCGAUUGAAACCCCACCUGUUUCUGUCGCGCCGUGGGCUGAACGGACGGCUGAGCAUCCCAAAGGACCUUCGUUGAAGGAGAUUCAAGAGGCAGAAGCUAAACGGGCUGCUGAGCAAGAAGAGCUCGCGGCAGCCGCACGCCGAGCACAGGCUGAACAAGAACGCGUCCAACAGGUCCAGGCACCGAUCCCUGCGCCUGGGCUCCCAUCCACGUCGACGUGGGGCAGUACAGCCUCUCCCGGCACACCCGUUUCGCAGAGUGCCAGCGUCUGGGCCAAGCCAGUUUCUGCUAAAGCUGGCUCUGGCUCUGCGGCUGCGAAGAAGACGCUCGCUCAAAUUCAGAAGGAGGAAGAAGCGCGCAAGCAGAGAGCAGCAGCGGCCGCCUCGGCUGCCGUCGCCGGAAACGUUCAAGCGUCAACAAGCCCAGCCUCAGCUCCUGUUGGCAAACGAUACGCUGAAUUGGCGAGCAAAGUCGCACCAAGUCCUCCUUCCGCGGCCAGUGGUGCCUGGACCACAGUUGGCUCCAGUGGCAAGGCUAAAACUCCUGCUGCAGUAGUUGCAACACCUCAACCAGCCACACGGAGCGUCAGCAGUUCGGCGCCUUCUGGCCCCAAGGCACGACCGACCAUGCAGCCUCAGCGAAGUACAGCACUCUCCAACCAGAGCAAAGCCAACGAGGAAUUCGCCAAGUGGAUUAAGGGUUCUCUGAGUAAGGGACUGAACAACAACAUCAAUGUCGAUAGUUUCGUGCAAGAUUUGUUGCAGCUCCCGCCCGAGAUCGAGAUCAUCUCCGACUCUGUCUAUGCUAGUUCUCAAACCCUGGAUGGUCGUCGUUUUGCAGAGGAGUUCGUCCGCCGACGUAAACUGGCCGACAAGGGUAUCGUGGAGCCCGCCACCAACGGAGCCCAAGCAGGUGGUGUAGACAGCAAGAGUGCCGGUGGGUGGAGUGAAGUUGCGAAGAAAGGACCAGCCGCUGCUCCCAAGGAGGAGAACACCGCCGCGUUCAAGGUCGUCGCCACGAAGAAAAAGGGGAAGCGGUGA
Messenger RNA from Exophiala spinifera, 4467 nucleotides. RefSeq lists its product as uncharacterized. The record is from RefSeq and is a predicted model, not a curated record. The transcript has 4 exons. The coding region runs from base 1 to 4467 and encodes 1488 amino acids. Gene Ontology annotation, molecular function: protein binding. NCBI's taxonomy places the organism in Eukaryota, Fungi, Ascomycota, Eurotiomycetes, Chaetothyriales, Herpotrichiellaceae.